CUUACAAGUCAUCGUCGCGCUUCUCUCCCUUCAUCCCUUCGCUUUCAAUCGACCCUCGUCCAUUCAUUUUUCGUCCUGGAUUUCCCCUUCAGUCCACGUUUCACCCCCCUCCUCCACUCGAUCGCUCAACCCCAGCCUGGUGCUGUGUUCGCGUGUCUUACAGGGGGCAUCCCGGGUCUCACCCUCUCUAAUCCGCCGUCUCUCGUUUUCUUUGCGGGUUCUUCGAAACAGUCGUUUUAUCAUCCAUUGCGCCAAAAAGAAAACAUCUAUUUAGAAUCAUACGGUUCACGCCUCUCACUCUUUCACUCACUCUCUCUCUCUCUCUCUCUCUCUCUCUCCCCGUACACUUCACCCAUCUUGUUCAGGGUCUCAUUGGCACGGUGCUGUAACGCAUUCUUGCCCGAAGACGACUCGAUCUAUAUUCCUGAAAAGGCCCGACUCUACCCCUUCCGACUGCCAGUUAUUCUCCACAGGAAUAUCUUAUCGACAAACGAGCCGCAGAUUCAUUUAGAUACAGACAACAGGCUGUCAAUAGUUCGAGGCGUACAGACCAGUAUAAGGACGGACUAAACCCGCUCGAUAACAACACCACACCAACACACCCUCCAUAGUUCUUUUGCUGCAUUCAUGGUGGCAUAUUCUGCAGAGACCUCCCCAUCCUUUCGCAAGCCAGCUCAAUUUCCAGAUUCGUCUCCAAAAAUGGUGAGAUUUCGACUUAGCAAUAUAUUCGGCGAUCCAUUCGCGCUCUCCACCAUCUCCAUCUCCAUACUUGCCUGGUUAAUCGCACUCAUCUCAUCGAUUGUUGCGGACAUCGACGGUCUCUACCCCUCCCUAUCGUGGUGGACAAUAGCCUACUCAUUCUGUCUGAUUGUGGGUGUUACUGUCGUCUUUGCAUCUGACACCGGCCAUAUCUACAGUGUCGCGACUGUGGGAUUCUCAGCAGUAGGCUUGGGGUACACUACUACAAGCAUAAACACAUUGGUCUACUCGCCGCAAGGUUCCAAACAAGCUGGUGCAGCCGGGCUUAUUCUCCUAUCGAUAGUUAUCGCCAUAUGGAUUUUUUAUUUCGGCUCUACUUCGCAAUCAUCUCACCGUGGUUUUAUCGACUCGUUCGCCCUUCAAAAGGAAUAUCCCGGUGCAUAUAGAAAUGGCAGGGUGACAUCAGGUGCCUUUGGUUCUCGCCAGGAGACGACCAGCCAUGCACCCCAGAUGUAUACUUCUGCGCAGCUCAGUGGCUUUGAGACCUCGUCUCCAGUCUCUGCGUUUCCAGGUGGGGCUCCUGGAUCCGAUCGGCGCAAUUCUUCCCAGCCACGCUUUGGCCCAGAUGGCAACUCUACAUCUGCACAGGACGAAGUCCCUCAACCCACAGAGUACCCGUACCGAGCAAAGGCCAUUUAUUCCUACGAUGCCAAUCCCGAAGACGCCAACGAGAUUAGCUUCUCUAAGCACGAGAUCCUAGAAGUGUCCGAUGUGAGCGGGAGAUGGUGGCAGGCCAGGAAAGCAACAGGAGAAACGGGCAUUGCUCCAUCGAACUACCUUAUUUUAUUAUAGUUCGGACAGGAGCAAGACACAGUCGGUUUUUGUUUUCUUUUCCCUUUGGUCUUGUCGCUUUUUUCUUUUUCUUUUUUCGAAAGUGCUUUUUGAUACCCUUGGAAUACUAUCUCGAUAUGAUUCUGUUUACAAAAUUCAUGUCACGUUUUGAUGGCUCUCUCUGGAACUCUGUUCGGGCUUUUUUUUUUUUUUUUUUUUUCUUUACAACUUCUACCAGCAAAGGAGCAUGCUGAUUAUUUUUGCUUAUCUCGAAUUCCAAAUGGGAUCCUACCCGCCAUCUCUAUGCUUCAGUCUAUUAUGUCCAAAUAGUGCUUACUCUCAGUGAUCACUUGAUGUUUGUUUUGAACUUUUUUGUCCUUGUGAAAAUGAAUGGGAAGGUUUCCGAAUCUGUCUUUUCACGCCCUUUAAGGCGUUUGUUAUGUGGGAAGGUUGGUCUUAUGUGCAUGAUUUGUCUUUCUUAAAGAUGUCUGUAUAGGCCUUCCCUGUAGAGUGAUCUCGUCUUCAUCUUGAAAUUUACCUGCCAGUUGGCUUCAACUACCCUCUUCCGAAGAUGGCCAUAACUUCUGAUACAUCUGGUCCCCUCCAUGUACACAUAGACAUGCUGUAGGAUUUCCAGAGAAUAUACCUGGGCAUUAUACCCCUAU
Monascus purpureus is the source of this 2195-nucleotide messenger RNA. Lineage: Eukaryota; Fungi; Ascomycota; Eurotiomycetes; Eurotiales; Aspergillaceae. The record is from the annotation of a GenBank genome assembly.